AUGGCCUUCGGGAGCAGCGAUGCUCCCGACCACAGUGAGGACGACGGCGACCCCCCCCCCCGGGCAGGAGCGCCAGCCAGAGCGGGAAGACACCACCCUUACGCUCUUCUUCCCGCUGCCCCCCACGUUCCAGUGCUGCGAGGAUGGCUGCGCGGCUGCCUACAACCCUGCGGUCUGGACGUCGCGCCGCCAGUCCCUUCAGCGGCACCUGGAGGCGGAGCACGGCGUGCGGAUCCGGCGGACUGUCAACGUGUGCACCAUCUGCGGCGACACGCUGGGCCUUCGGCCUACAACGCACGCCUGCCUGGUCAACCGGCCAGCCGGUGCCCCUCCCCCUGCUCACCGGCACCAGUGCUCAACCUGCUCGAGGUCCUUCACCACACGGAGGGGCCUCCAAAACCACGAGCAGAGGCACAGGAGGGAGGAGGCGCUGGCCAGGCAGAAUGCCGCCGCAGGUGCACCGCCCACCCGCAGCAGCACCAACGGUCCGCCACAGCAACCCGACAGCAGCGCCACACCUGCGGACAGUACCGGGACCUCUUCCCCUUCACAGCAGGCCUCGCCCGGACCGGUCACUGCUCCGGAGCCGCCCUCGCAGGUGGCCACCCCUUCCCCCGCUGGAGUGGGGAGGAGGACCUUCCGGGCGAGCUGGACCAACCACAGCAGGACACCGUCUCACCCACCUCGAGCACCGCCUCGGAGAACCUUUCCCAGGUGGCUCCGCCCACCCCCUUGCUGAGCGGUGCCGAGGACCAGACGGGCGAGCCUGCUGACCAGGCAGCGGACACGAGCUCCUCAGACCAGUACGAGAGUCCUGCAGCAGAGGACCCGCAGGAGCUCACAGGGCAGACCGCGGGGCCAGCCGUCGAGAGACCAGCGUCUCCCGAGGCGACGGCACCCCGCGGGAACGACCAGGGCGACGGCAGCACGUACGGCACGCAGGAGGAAGCAGCCGACUCCAUGGGACCAGAGGGCGGUGCUUCAGUCCUGGCGGAGGAGACGGCGGAGCUGCGGGCGUUAAGCCGGUUACCUGUGGCAGACGAGCAGUGGGCGCGGUUGGAAGACAUCCUGGACCGCGCCGAGGCAGCCGCCACCGAACACCUGCGGCUGCCGAAUCGGGGCUCGCGCCAAACACCACCACGGCGCGAGAUUAACCCCGAUAACGCUGCUAUAAUACAGGGUCUCUACAGGAGGAACCGGCGCCGGGCCGUCCGGCUGAUUGCGGAGGGCCCUUCGCAGCUCUGCCCGAUCGACCCAGGCACCCUGCACACCUUCUACACCCGUCUCUGGUCCCCAGCAGCAGUGGACACGACACUCCUCAGGUCAAGAGCCCCCACCAGCGAGGAACUGGACACGUGCCCCUUUCUGCCCGACGAAGUCGCAGCCAAGCUCCGGAGGUGCGAAAGUACAGCUCAUGGGGAGGACCGCCUGACCUACCACCACUGGAGGCAGGUGGACCCGGACGGGCGGUACCUGGCGGCGGUAUUCAACGUCUGCCUCCUAUACCGCCGCACACCCCAGAGCUGGAAGUCGACGAGGACGAUCCUGAUCCACAAGAAGGGCGACCGCGAGGACCCCACAAACUGGCGACCCAUUGCCCUUGGUCGAACGAUCGCCAAACUGUAUGUCGGGUGUCUUACCACCCGGCUGCAGCGGUGGUUGGGCGACCAUGCGGUACUGGCCAGGUGUCAGAAGGGCUUCCUGCCGCACGAUGGGGUGUUUGAACACAACUUCGUGCUGCAGGGACGCCUGGACGACGCCAGGACGGGAGGUGGGGAGCUGUGCGUGGGGUUCCUGGACUACGCAAGAGCCUUUGGCUCGGUCGCCCAUCAGGCCCUCGUCGAUGCUGUCCGCGGCGCCGGCGCGGGGGAGGCCUUCUCCGAGAUCGUGGAGGAGCUCUACCGCGCCAACACCACCUGCGUCGUGGCAGCUGCAGGCACCACGGAGCCAAUUCCCAUCGGAGCCGGUCUAAGGCAGGGCUGUCCGUUGAGCGGCCUGCUGUUCAACUUGGUGGUGGAUCCGGUCAUCAGAGCGGUGCAGGGAGGCGAUAAGCAGCACAACAUCCUUGCUUACGCCGAUGAUCUGACACUGCUCGCCAAGGACCCCGCCACCUCCUUGCAGCGCCGUCUCAACAUGGUGACGGCUCUAUCGGACCGGCUCAAGCUGCGACUUAAGCCCGCCAAGUGCCGAACCCUCCAUCUGUCCGGGCGCUACCCGGUGGGCACACGGCCCAACACCUUCACCGUAGGGAGCGACCCGGUCCCGGCACUGGCGGACUUCGAGGGGCACCGGUUCCUGGGGCGACCUGUGGGGUUUAGGGUGCUACCGGACCAGACGACGGUCGACGAGGCCAUCCAUCUCGGCAGAAAGCUGCUCUCCUCAAUGCUCGCCCCGUGGCAGAGGCUGGAUGCAAUCAAAACAUUUCUGUAUCCAGCCCUCAACUUUGCCAUGCGGGUGGGCCUCGCCAGCAAGGGAGAGUGGCAUCGCUUGGACGAGGAGCUUCGCCCGCUGAUCAAGAAGACCCUGUACGUGCCGGCUAGAGCGUCGAACGAGUACGUGUACGGGAGCCCACGUGCCGGCACUGCAGAUAUCCCUCUUGCGGCGGAGCUCAGCGACAUCUGCCGAGUGGACGGGGCCUUCAAGCUCCUGUCGUCGAUCGAUCCGGAGGUCCGGGAGCGAGCGAGGGAGGAGCUCCACCGGGUAGUGUCGAGGCGGCUACGGCGAGAGGCGGAGACGGAAGACAUCGAGGCCUACCUUUCGGGCGACACGGAGGGCGACUUCCGGCAGACUGCGACGCAACUCCAGUCUGUCUGGACGGAGGCCCGCAAGGCCUCCCGUCGCCUGACUGUCGCCUGGGAGAUGUUUGAGCAGGGCGCCCGCAUCACCUGCGGGGAGGCCUUGGUGUCAGCGCGGAACCGCAACAAGCUGGUGAAGACCCUCCGGGCCAUCCUCAACCAGGUCCGGGACCGUUCUCUCCAGGACAAGCCGAACCAGGGCAAGGCGAUGGCGUGCGUAGCGGCGGACCCCGCCAACUCACACUUCAUGCGGUCCGGCCGCUACACCCGCUUCAAGGAGUGGCGCUUCAUCCACCGGGCCCGGCUAAACCUCCUCCCUCUCAACGGCACACGCACCUGGGUACCCGCAGCAGACAAACGGUGCCGACGCUGCGGGUACGGGGAGGAGACACUGCCGCACGUGCUUUGCCACUGCAUGCGGCAGAGCCUGCCAUGA
This is a messenger RNA of Rhipicephalus sanguineus (brown dog tick), 3231 nucleotides long. RefSeq lists its product as uncharacterized. The record is from RefSeq and is a predicted model, not a curated record. The transcript has a single exon. NCBI's taxonomy places the organism in Eukaryota, Metazoa, Arthropoda, Arachnida, Ixodida, Ixodidae. Bases 1 to 3231 code for a protein of 1076 amino acids.